This is a messenger RNA of Cylas formicarius (sweet potato weevil), 3194 nucleotides long. RefSeq lists its product as uncharacterized. The coding region runs from base 658 to 3069 and encodes 803 amino acids. The record is from RefSeq and is a predicted model, not a curated record. Lineage: Eukaryota; Metazoa; Arthropoda; Insecta; Coleoptera; Brentidae. The transcript is spliced from 13 exons.
UCCAUCCGUUUAACCUUUACGUAUCUUUUUCUACUCCCCGUUCUUCAUCUAAGCUUUUCUAAUAAUUCAAUCGAGGGAACAAAGAAAGAAAAGGAUGACUUUUGAAACUAGCUCAAUGAUUUUAAUGGACUUGGCCAACUGAAUUCUGUAAAUAGCACUGCUUAACCCUAUAUUAAACCGCGGGGACGAGUUUUAAAAAAGACAUGGGCGAAUAAAAGCCAUUCCGUAAGCACCACCAACGUAAUGCGAAUGGGUUUAGAGAAACUUGCCUUCUCUAUCCUCUACGAUAUAAUUUGUUAAGUAAUCUCAAUUUCAUGUUGUCUAUAGUUUAUAAAUACACGAUCUAUUUAAUAAAUUCUCUAAUGAUUUCUGUAACUGUUUGUAAAUAAAUGUAUCAUCAUGUGGUUUGGAUGAAUAUUCAUUAGAUGUUUCUGCUUUAAUUAAGCAUUGGACUUCAGAAGUAAUGGAGUCAUCGGAAGAGACGUUUUCUGAAGAACACAAUAGUUUGCUGGUGGAAUUGAUUAGGCUCUAAACAUUUACAGUUCGAUAUCAGCAAAUGGAGAAAGUGCUGAAGUAGUACAGCAAGUAAAGGCAGCUCUACCAUACUUGAAGACAUAUAAUGUUGAAAGAGCUGAGCAACACAUUAUUAAACAUGUUAUGACUGUGAUCAACAAAAAUUUUGAGAAGAUUUUUGAAGAAAACAAAACAUUAUUAGAAACAGCUGAUGAUGAUUUCAUAAGCGUUUUAAUUAAGGCCAAUAUAAAGCUAUCUAUUGAACUAACCGAAAUUGCAGAUUUCAUAUUGAAAUUUAUUCUGCAAAAUAGUAAUAUUAAUUUGGUAUUCAUAGAGUCCAUUAUAAAAAGUAUACCUUAUUACGUCCAAUUGUUUUGUCAUCACUUCCAGACAUGCCACGCUAGCUAUAGAGAUUCAUUUGAGAAGGACAUUGCUUCUCUUUUAGAAGUUAUUCAAAUACUUUAUUCACACUUUUUGGAGAUUCUAGAAUCAUGUGUCUAUAUAACUGAUAAUCAUGGUGCCAUAUUGUUAAGUUCAACUCUGAUUGUUUUAUGCAAGCUGACUGAGAUACUUUCCGAUAUUAACAUUAAUCUAUUGGUGAUGACUUUUAAAAAUUUAGUGUCAAUGAGCGAAAAAUAUUCUAAUCAUUUGGAAAAUGUUAUGGAUCUUAUUGUCCCCAUUGAUUGUAUAACUGCUGAAAUCCAGAAAAGAUCAGUUUAUUUAUUAGAACAUGACGAGUCUUUUUGUUACCAAAUAAAAUAUUUGGAUUUUUUGUUUAAAAUAGUAAUGAAAUUAUGUGAAAAUUUCUCCAGAAGUUUUAACGAGAUGUCAUUGGGCAUUGCGUGCUUUUUUAUAAAAACUCUAAAUUUUUCAUUAGAUUUUUACAAGUCUUCAAAUUUGCCUAAUGAAGCAGUACAAUUGAUUGAGCAGAUACUGUGUGUAACAUUAGAACAGUUUUUGCAUCAAAUAUUGCUUAUUCAUGAUAUGUUUAAGACCCAACUACAAAAAAUAUUUCAUAUUUCGGACCUGAAUAUCGUGUGCAAAAAAUAUCCGAUGGGGUUAUUGAGCUUCUUAAACAUGAAUCUCAAGAUAUCAGUUCUGGACUACAACAUACCUCCAGAAUUUACUUCAAACAUGAUCAGUUUAAUUUUUUCUGCUCUAAAUCAGUGUUAUAAAGAUUUAUUCUACAAGAGUUACAAGGAAGGCAUAUUUUCCAGCCUAGUAAUAAAUAUUAGCGCCGCCAUUUUAAUCAGAGGGAACAUUGGGAAUGUAGAAAUUUUGUUAUUGAACAACUUGGUGCAAGAAAACCCGUUUGUUUCUUUAUUGGUGUUGGAUAUCUAUACACUGGUGUUGCGGAAUAUAAGUAUAAAUGACCUCAAGAAUACUUUAGUUUUCCUAUUGAGCUCUGUGAAAAUGAUGAAUUUUGGAGUUUUUACGCACCGGCCCGAAUCGAUUUAUUUUAAGGAACUGCUAAUAAGGAUUUUUAGUAUGUUACCCAUCACUUCCAAAGUGGAAAUUAUCGACACCAUCAAACCGGAAACAAAUUUGCAAAUAGGAUAUUUUAUGGGUGUUCGCAAUUUUCUUUCAUUUAAAAAAGUCUUAGGAAAUAUUGUUGAACCUGGAAUCUUUGGAAUUGAAGAGCAAAGUGUAAACCAAGAAGGAUUUCUUCAUGCGGUACAAAAUUUAAGUUUGCUGUGCACCACAGAUCUAAGGAACAACACUAUUGACCCGAUUCAGUUGGCCUUUGCAAUCGGUAAACUGUGGGAAUUCGACAGUUCAGUUGAGAGACUGGUUCUGACAAACCACGCAUCUAGAAGUUUCAUUCGGGUCCUUAUCAACUGCACCGCGGUGUACUGGAAGUAUUUUUCUCAAUCUCAGCUAAAGGUGAUAAUUAAUCAGCUUAAAGUUCUUAGCGCCCUAGAAGAAUAUAAAGUCAGUAUUCUCGAAACCUUUGAAAAAGUAUCAGUAGAUUCGAUCCUAUCAAACAUUGUCUUCGCAGGGGAUUUUGUUAAAGUUAACCAGGAACUGCUAAAUUCGGGAAGCGUCCUUUUGCGCGAAAUGACACUGGACAUGCUAUUCCAACGUUUCUCCACUCGCCGAUCGGUUUUGGAAAACAUAUUUAAAUCGUUCAGUGAAAAGUCGAUGGUAGAUAUUCAAUGUUACUUUCAACAAAUACCCAAUGACACUGUAAAUUAUGAAGGCAUUACACGAGCAUCUUAUGGGCAUGUAUGUCUCACAUGGUACAAUAAUCCUCGUUGUAAGUUAUUUAAUGCUCAGCAUUAUAAUGUUACGUUAUCUGAUAGAAACGGCAUAGAUACAUUUCCCGAUAGACCAAAAUUUCAUUAUUCGUUAAGCAAUCGAACCUGUGUUAGUACUUUUAAACAUAUGAGCAAAGAGGACAUUGUGGAGGUCGAAGACUGCGAGGCGGACGAUACCAUUCAGCGCCUGAAGAGUGAUGUCAAAUGCCUAUCGAAAAUUGUCAAGACUGAAAAAUUGACCCCAAAAAAUGUUGCCGAUUUAAAAAUUGUUUUGAGUCGGUUAUCGUCAUUAAUUUAAAUUGUCACUGUGUAAUAAAUUAUUUUGUUUGUACCCCAUAUUUAAGUUUAUUUUUAUACUCUUUUAUUUAAUUAAUAAAUAAUUGAGUGUUUCCGCUACUAAUAGACCCCUAAAAUAUGCAACCU